AAAGGUGGUGACGUAGAGGGAGUGAAAGAUAGAUAAAGAGAGAGAGGGAGAGAGGAAUUGGUCACUCCCUGUACUGACAGAAAAGCCCGCACCAGCGCGCGCCUGCACACGCACAUUUAAGAUAGCAUUGCAAUUUGCAGAGCAUCAUGGCGGUGCCGGGCCCGCUGAGCCCGCGCGAGGGCACGGUGGCCAAGAACCUGAGCCUGGAGUCCCUACAGCUAUGCGAGAGAGACGGUAAGGCAGAGGAAAGUGGUGUCAUGGAGAUGGAGCUCCCCGUUCCCCUCAACAUUCGGAUCAGCAACAUCACCUGCGACUCCUUUAAGAUCUGCUGGGAAAUGGACCCUCGCACCAAAGAGAAGAUCACGCACUACUUCAUCGACCUGAACAAGAAGGAGAACAAAAGCUCCAAUCAGUUCAAACACAAGGACGUUCCCACUAAACUGGUGGCCAAGGCCGUGCCGUUGCCGAUGACCGUGCGGGGCCAUUGGUUCCUGAGCCCGAGAACCGAGUACACAGUCUCUGUGCAAACCGCGUCCAAGCAGAGCGAUGGAGACUACGCCGUGUCUGAAUGGAGCGAUAUUGUGGAAUUCUGCACUGCAGAUUACUCCCCUGUGCAUCUGAAUCAGCUGCUCCAGAAGGCUGAGGUUAUCGCCGGCAGGAUGCUCCCCUUCUCUGUCUUCUACCGUAAUCAGAACCAAGAGUACUUUGACUACUGCCGCAAUGAGCAAGGAGGCCGAAUGCUCCCCUCGGUGAAGGACAACAGCGGAAGUCACGGCUCUCCGCUUAGCGGCAAGCUGGAGGGCAUCUUCUUCAGCUGCAACACGGAGUUUAACACUGGCGAGCCCCCGCAGGAUUCUCCGUAUGGCCGCUACCGCUUUCAGAUCGGCGCCGAUGAGCUGUUCGGGCCCAACACGCGUCUCUAUUUCGGCGACUUUUACUGCAUGUACACAGCAUACCACUAUGUGAUCCUGGUGCUGGCGCCACGCGGGUCGCCCGGAGACACCUACUGCAGCGAGAGGCUGCCUGAGCUGGACGCAACCAAAAACCGCUUCCUGACCCGCGUCUGCGGUGAAGACGGGCUCGUGGAGUUCCGCCACGCUCAGGACGUCAUCCUGGAGAUCAUCUACACGGAGCCUGUGGAGCUGACGCGUGGCACCGUAGCCCAAAUAAGCGGCCAUCAGCUCAUGAGUAUGUCCACUGUCAACGCCAAGAAGGACCCGAGCUGCAAGACGUGCAACAUUAGUGUGGGACGCUAACUCUCACCCGGGACUUACCAACCGAAUCUGUCUGAUCUACAUACCACACAAGUGCAGACUCUAAUAUUAGCAUGUAUGCUAACUACCCAAUCCUCAGAUCACACCUCGAGACCCGCAGACAUUAGACCGGGAUGGUAAUGCUUGUACACAAACUGCCAACUAACACACACACACACACACACACACACACACACACACACACACACACACACACACUAACACAAAGCUGUCUCCGAAUUAUCAGAACUCUAAUAUCAGAAUGCAUCACUACACACCAUGACAAGUCCUAUGAUGAAAUAUGAGGGUGGGGUGCUGACACACAACCUCAGUCUGGACUUGUCAAGCAAUCAAGUGUGGAUGGGACACACAUGAGAACACUUCAAGAAGACCACUAAUGUUAGCGUCACAGAUCUACCCUGGCCACAUUGAAGGUCCUGCAACAUCAGUGUGUGAUGCUAACUCUGGUUAAUGAGCAGAAACAUCAACUCAACUAACUCAAAACUCAUACCCUUAACCAGUAUCUGAAGAAACCGUCAUGACCGCAAAAAAAAAAAUUCUUGGUUCUCUUGAUCUCUGUCACCUUCCUUUACACGAGCUUGCGAUCCCAAGUGGAAAGUACGUUAUUCUCUACAGGAAUGAGAAGACAUCUCCUGUCCUCAAUGCUGUACAUUUUGGGAUGUAACAAACAAAGGAAGAAAGAAUUGCAUCAUGUUCUGUCCCCUAGAAAAAGCUCUUUAAAAAAAAGUCCACUUUAUGAUGGAAGUGUUCGGAUCAUGGAGAUAUUAAACCAAACGUUUAUUCAAAA
This is a messenger RNA of Silurus meridionalis, 2061 nucleotides long. It is a transcript of the gene phyhipla, whose product is annotated as phytanoyl-CoA 2-hydroxylase interacting protein-like a. The coding region runs from base 147 to 1256 and encodes 369 amino acids. Gene Ontology annotation, cellular component: cytoplasm. The record is from RefSeq and is a predicted model, not a curated record. NCBI's taxonomy places the organism in Eukaryota, Metazoa, Chordata, Actinopteri, Siluriformes, Siluridae. The transcript is spliced from 5 exons. Gene Ontology annotation, molecular function: protein binding.